Molecule: messenger RNA, 420 nt
Organism: Tachyglossus aculeatus (Australian echidna)
Lineage: Eukaryota; Metazoa; Chordata; Mammalia; Monotremata; Tachyglossidae
Product: CDGSH iron-sulfur domain-containing protein 2-like
Exons: 1
Coding region: 1-420 (139 amino acids)
Biological process (GO): autophagy of mitochondrion; regulation of autophagy
Cellular component (GO): intracellular membrane-bounded organelle; mitochondrial outer membrane
Molecular function (GO): 2 iron, 2 sulfur cluster binding
Source: RefSeq, a predicted model, not a curated record
AUGAUGCUGGAGAGUGUGGCCCACAUUGUGAAAGUCCAACUCCCCACCUACCCCAAGCGGCUCCUGGUGUCCAAGAGCAUCGCCGGAUUUGCCCGGCUGACGGUUUCAGAAUGGCUGCGGUUACAGCCAUUCCUGGGCAUACUUGCCCUGGUGAGCUAUCUUGCAGUCCAUCCCUUCCUUCCCAAGAAGAAGCAACAGAAAGACAGCUUGAUUAAUCUCAAGAUCCAGAAGGAAAACCCCAAAGUAGUGAACGAAAUCAACAUUGAGAAUCUGUGUCUCACUAAAGCAGCUUAUUGCAGGUGUUGGCGUUCUAAAUUGUUUCCUGCCUGUGAUGGCUCGCAUAAUAAACACAAUGAAUUGAUGGGAGACAAUGUGGAUCCACUAAUAUUGAAGAAGAAGGAGGUGAAAGAAUGGAAUUGA